This is a messenger RNA of Chrysoperla carnea, 1494 nucleotides long. RefSeq names its product acyl-CoA Delta-9 desaturase-like. Lineage: Eukaryota; Metazoa; Arthropoda; Insecta; Neuroptera; Chrysopidae. Bases 150 to 1472 code for a protein of 440 amino acids. Gene Ontology annotation, cellular component: endoplasmic reticulum membrane. Gene Ontology annotation, molecular function: iron ion binding; stearoyl-CoA 9-desaturase activity. Gene Ontology annotation, biological process: unsaturated fatty acid biosynthetic process. The record is from RefSeq and is a predicted model, not a curated record. The transcript has 5 exons.
UUAAAAAAAAAAAUGUGUUUUAUGAUUUUUAAUUGAGUGAUUUUUGUGUAUUUUAAAAUUGAUUUUAUUUAAUAAGAAAUGUUAGAUUUAAUUAUUAAGUGAUUUAAUUGAUCCAUAUGUGACUUGAAUGAUAUUUUUACAACAAGAUAAUGGCACCAAACUUACUUGGUAGCACAGCAAUAUUUCUUGCUGAAGCGACCACAACUGGACAAGAAGAUUCCACAACAACAACAUUACGAAAGACAGCCACAACCACAUUACCACAAAUUUCUACAGAUUCGACUACAACUACAUCAUAUUCUAAACCGUCUACAAGCAGUAGUAGCAACAAUACCAGUACACCAGUAGUGCAAAGAAAAUACCGGCCAGAUUAUGAAUGGAAAAUUGUUUGGCGAAAUGUUAUUGCAUUUUUAUAUUUACAUAUUUCCUCACUUUAUGGCUUAUAUUUAAUGUUUACAGUGGCAAGAGGUUACACAAAUUUAUGGGCUAUAUUCUACGCAUAUUUAGCCGGAAUGGGUAUUACAGCGGGAGCACAUCGAUUAUGGGCACAUCGUGCCUACAAAGCCAAAUGGCCAUUACGUUUAAUUUUGUGCAUGCUACAAACGAUGGCAUUCCAAAACCACAUAUAUGAGUGGGUACGAGAUCAUCGUGUUCAUCAUAAAUUUACGGAUACAGAUGCCGAUCCACAUAAUGCGAAUCGUGGAUUUUUCUUCUCCCAUAUUGGUUGGCUGAUGGUGAAAAAGCAUAAAGAUGUUGUAACCAAAGGCAAAACAGUUGAUAUGAGUGAUUUAGAAAAUGAUCCAAUUAUUAUUUGGCAAAAACGGACAUAUUUGGUAAUUAUGCCACUUUUAUGUUUCUUCUUUCCUGCUUGGGUGCCAUAUUAUUUCUGGAAUGAGGAUCCAUAUGUUGCAUGGUAUGUGGCAGCAAUUACCCGAUACACAUUAUCGUUAAAUGGAACAUGGCUGGUAAAUAGUGCUGCACAUAUUUGGGGAACAAAACCCUUCGAUAAAUCAAUAAGUCCCACUGAUAAUGUCAAAGUUGCCGUAUUUGCCUUCGGUGAAGGAUGGCACAAUUACCAUCACGUCUUCCCAUGGGACUACAAAGCGGCUGAAUUAGGUAAUUAUCGUACAAAUUUCACAACAGCAUUUAUUGAUAUGUUUGCAAAAAUUGGUUGGGCUUACGAUUUAAAAACGGUUCCCGUAUCGAUGGUAUUGAAACGUUUAAAUCGUACGGGUGAUGGAACACACAUUAAUCAUGGCAAACAAAUCGAAAAUUCGGAAACUAAAAUUGAAAGCGAAGCGAUUAAAGAAAAUAAUAAUAAUAAUAAUAACCUCGAAGCUAAAGUUCAACAUUAUUUGAAUCAUAAUCACCAUUUAGAACAUCAAAUUUGGGGUUGGGGUGAUAAAGAUAUGGAAGAUGCUGAUAUUAAAGAUGCUGAAAUUAUUAAUCCUUCAACAGAACUGGUACAUUAAAAUAGUAUAAAAAUUAAAGCAA